AUGGCGACGCCGAAACCCUCGUCGAGGACGCCGGCGGAAAUUGAGGACAUCAUCCUCCGGAAGAUAUUCCUCGUCUCACUCAUCGACUCCAUGGAGAACGACUCUCGAAUCGCCUACCUGGAGAUGACGGCCGCCGAGAUUCUGAGCGAGGGCAAGGAUUUGCGGCUUUCCCGCGACUUGAUGGAGAGGGUAGUGAUCGAUCGCCUUUCCGGCGAAUUCCCGGCGGCCGAGCCACCGUUUCAGUACCUGCUGAAUUCUUACCGCCGCGCGCACGAGGAAGGGAGGAAAAUCGCGUCAAUGAAGGAUAAGGGCGUUAGGUCGGAGAUGGAAAUUGUGGUGAGGCAAGCUAAGAAAUUGGCGGUUUCGUAUUGCAGGAUUCACUUGGAGAAUCCCGAUAUGUUCCCCGAUGGCGAGAAGAACAAGUCGAGCGUGUCUCCUUUGCUGCCGUUGCUGUUUUCCGAGGUGGGCGGUAGCAGUCUCGAUGGAUUUGGAGGGAGCAGUAGUAGUGGGGUUUCUGCUCCUCCUGGUUUUCUGGAGGAGUUUUUCAGGGAUGCAGAUUAUGAGUCGACCGAGCCAGUAUUGAAGCAGCUGUAUGAGGAUCUGAGAGGGAGUUUGCUAAAGGUUUCGGCUUUGGGGAAUUUUCAGCAGCCGUUGAGGGCGUUAUUGUUUCUGGUGAAUUUUCCGGUGGGGGCCAAGGCUUUGGUGAAUCAUCCCUGGUGGAUUCCGAGGAGCGUCUUUUUGACCGGGAGGGCGAUGGAGAUGACUAGCAUAUUGGGGCAAUUUUUUCAUGUCAGUGCAUUGCCUGAUCAUGAGAUAUUCAAGUGUGAGCCUGAUAUUGGCCAACAAUGCUUCUCUGAAGCUUCAACCCGCCGCCCGGCUGAUCUACUGUCAUCCUUUACAACUAUCAAAACUGUUAUGAACAACUUGUAUGAUGGGUUGGCAGAAGUUCUUAUGUGCCUUCUUAAAAAUACAAACACUAGGGAAAAUGUUCUUGAGUACCUUUCAGAGGUCAUCAACAGAAAUGCUUCUAGGGCACAUUUGCAGGUUGAUCUUUUAUCUUGUGCUAGUUCUGGCAUGUUUGUAAACCUCAGUGCUGUAAUGCUUCGCCUCUGUGAGCCAUUUUUAGAUGCAAGUUUGUCGAAAAGGGACAAAAUUGAUCCAAAAUAUGUGUUUUACGGUGACCGUCUGGAGAUGAGAGGAUUGACUGCUUUGCAUGCAUCAUCAGAAGAAAUAUCUGAGUGGUUUGGCAGUAAUACUGCAAAAGUUGAUGCCUUGACUAAUACUGGUGAUUCUCACAACCGGUUGCUACAAUCACUAGGAGCUACUAGUUCUGGCAGUAGUACAAAUGAACUUCCUGUCCUCCAAAGUAACCAAGUAUCCAGAAGUAGUGGAAAAACCAAAUAUCCUUUCAUAUGUGAAUGUUUCUUCAUGACUGCUAGGGUACUCAACUUGGGGUUGCUAAAAGCAUUUUCGGACUUCAAGCACCUUGUUCAGCAAGAUAUCACCCGCCUUGAAAAAGAAAUUGAGUUGUACUCGCAAGAAAAAUUAUGCUAUGAAGCUCAAAUAUUAAGGGAUGGAGGGAUUCUACAGCGUGCAUUGUCUUACUAUCGCCUAAUGGUAGUUUGGUUGGUUGGUCUAGUUGGCGGGUUUAAAAUGCCACUACCGCCGGCAUGCCCAAAGGAGUUUGCUUCUAUGCCGGAACAUUUCGUAGAAGAUGCCAUGGAGUUGCUAAUUUUUGCCUCGCGAAUUCCUAGAGCUUUAGACGGAGUCAUGCUGGAUGAUUUUAUGAACUUCAUCAUUAUGUUCAUGGCUAGUCCAGAAUACAUUCGAAAUCCAUAUCUAAGAGCUAAAAUGGUUGAAGUCCUCAAUUGUUGGAUGCCUAGGAGAAGUGGCUCAAAGACAACAGAGACUUUGUUUGAAGGGCAUCACUUAUCCCUCGAAUAUCUAGUCAGGAAUCUUCUGAAACUUUACGUUGAUAUUGAAUUCACUGGAUCUCACACGCAGUUCUAUGACAAGUUUAACAUCCGUCACAAUAUUGCGGAACUCUUGGAGUACUUAUGGCAGGUUCCUAGUCAUCGCAAUGUUUGGAGAAGGAUUGCCAAGGAGGAGGAAAAGGGCGUCUACUUGAACUUCUUGAACUUUUUGAUUAAUGAUAGUAUUUAUCUGUUGGACGAAAGUCUAAACAAGAUUCUUGAACAUAAAGAAUUAGAAUCUGAGAUGUCCAAUACUGUGGAAUGGGAGAGAAGACCUGCCCAAGAGAGGCAGGAGAGAACUCGGCUUUUCCACUCUCAGGAGAAUAUUAUUAGGAUUGAUAUGAAAUUGGCCAAUGAAGAUGUGAGCAUGCUGGCAUUUACUUCUGAACAGAUCACAUCUCCUUUCCUGCUGCCAGAGAUGGUUGAAAGAGUUGCCAGUAUGCUGAAUUAUUUCCUAUUACAACUCGUGGGUCCUCAAAGAAAAUCCCUUAGUUUGAAAGACCCUGAAAAAUACGAGUUUCGACCCAAACUGUUGCUGAAGCAGAUUGUUAAUAUAUACGUCAACCUUGCCCGAGGAGACAAGGAUAACAUUUUCGCCUCAGCUAUCAUAAGGGAUGGCCGAUCAUACAACGAACAUCUAUUUGAUGCAGCAGCCGAUGUUUUGAGGAGAAUCGGGGAAGAUGUUAGAAUCAUACACGAAUUUGUUGAGCUCGGAAGAAAAGCUAAAGUUGCUGCCUCGGAGGCUAUGGAUGCCGAAGCUGUUCUUGGUGACAUACCGGAUGAAUUCCUUGACCCCAUUCAGUAUACAUUAAUGAGGGAUCCUGUCAUUUUGCCUUCUUCCAAAGUCAUUGUGGAUCGACCGAUCAUCCAGAGGCAUCUUUUGAGUGACAGCACAGAUCCAUUCAAUCGGUCCCAUCUAACUGUGGAUAUGUUGAUACCGGACGUGGAAUUAAAGGCGAGAAUAGAAGAAUUUAUUAAAUCUCAAGGGUUGAAAAAGCAUGGUGAUGAAAACAUGAGCAUGCAGCAGGAUAAAGCCACCAUUCAGACAACAGAUACAACUUCUUUGAUUUGA
Striga hermonthica is the source of this 3045-nucleotide messenger RNA. The record is from the annotation of a GenBank genome assembly. NCBI's taxonomy places the organism in Eukaryota, Viridiplantae, Streptophyta, Magnoliopsida, Lamiales, Orobanchaceae.